Scleropages formosus (Asian bonytongue) is the source of this 1337-nucleotide messenger RNA. Its product is annotated as B2 bradykinin receptor. Lineage: Eukaryota; Metazoa; Chordata; Actinopteri; Osteoglossiformes; Osteoglossidae. The transcript is spliced from 2 exons. Gene Ontology annotation, biological process: positive regulation of cytosolic calcium ion concentration; G protein-coupled receptor signaling pathway; immune response. The coding region runs from base 162 to 1253 and encodes 363 amino acids. Gene Ontology annotation, cellular component: external side of plasma membrane; membrane. The record is from RefSeq and is a predicted model, not a curated record. Gene Ontology annotation, molecular function: C-C chemokine binding; C-C chemokine receptor activity; bradykinin receptor activity.
UGAAAGUGACAUCAUUUAAUUUCUGUUUGUCUCCUCCUCUCAGCGGACUCUACUUCUUGCUGGCUCAUGUCUCAGUGCGGCAUAGAUGGUGAACAUCUGGACAGAGAAAACAGCCCAUCUGGAUUUAGACCUGGAUUUUGGACCCUGCAAGCACUCUUCCAAUGAUCUUGAACACAUCUGUCCCAUUUUGGGACCUUGGCAGCAACGAGACCGACGCAGUAGACUGCAACUAUACAACGGGCUGGAACUGGUUGUACUCCUUGCAGCCCGCUUACAUGUCUAUGAUCUGCAUCUUGGGACUAGUGGGCAACUCCUUCGUCCUCUGUGUGUUCUGCCUGCACAGCAAGCACCUCACUGUGGCCGAUGUCUACCUCAGCAACCUGGCAGCGGCCGACUUGGUCAUGGCUAUGUGCCUGCCGUUCUGGGCUGUGACCGUGGCUCAGGGAUUCCAGUGGUCCUUUGGUGUGUCACUCUGCAAGGUAGUGAGCACUGCCAUAGCCAUGAACUAUUCCUGCAGCGUCCUCUUCCUGGUGGUGGUCAGCGUGGACCGAUACCUGGCACUCGUAAAGCCCAUGUCCUUUGGCCGGCGAAGGGACAGAGCCCUGGCCAAGAAGGUCUGCUUCACCAUCUGGGCAAUAGGCUUCCUGCUUGGCCUGCCAGAUUUGCUCUUUCGGUCUGUGAAGUGGUUCCCUGAUCUGAAGGUAGAUGGCUGCUACCUGGCCUACCCUCACGAUAGCUGGAGGGUUCAGAGGAACAUGACGGCAAACACUGUGGGCUUCUUGAUCCCCCUGCCUAUAAUCUUGUUCUGCGGCUACCACAUCAUCUGCGCACUCCACAAAAACCAGGGUGGGAAUUUCCCCGGGGACAGAAAGGAGAAGAAGGCCUCCUAUCUGGUUCUCAUUGUCUUAGCAGCCUACUUCAUUUGCCUGCUCCCUCAUCAGAUUGUGAGGUUCCUGGACACACUGGAUUACUUUGAGGUGACUUUGGGCUGCUACUGGGGCCACGUUCUGGAUAUAGGUACACAGUUAGCCAGCUGUCUAGCCUAUGGUAACAGUGCACUAAACCCCUUCCUCUAUGUGAUUGUGGGAAAUCAUUUCAGGAAUCGGGCCAAAAAAAUGUUCAGACAGGUUCUGAACCAUGCUGUGAAGGAGAAGACUGUUAAUUUGACAUCCACCGCUAAAUUUACUCAGGCAAGCAAAAUAUCUUCAGAGCAAAAUUCAAAAUUCAAAAUUCAUUCUCCUUUGGCAACGUAAGACCUUAUCAUAAAAACUUUAUUUUGUGCAUACACUACUGUUUGUGGACAAUCAAUGAUCUCUACAGAAAAUUGAAUGCAUCCC